AGACGGACGAGAUCAUCUGUAAUUGUAAAGCUUGCACCGGAUGCGUAUUAAACACAUGGGGGGCAAGCAGACGUAAACGCGCCCGUAUUUGGCGCACCGUCCAGAAUCCGUAAUUAGCGGUUUAAACGGCCAAAAGAUAGGUGAUUUUUAAACGCCACACUGUCGUGAGCAGGAAAAAAAAAAAACUAAAAAAAAUAUUUUUGUUCAUCGCGAGAGGCGCCCUGUUUUGUGAUGGUAUAGAGUCUAUAGGUCGGGAUACGAUACGAAAGUAAACGCUCGAUUUUGGUCUUCCUGAUCGCUUUCCAGAACCUACAUUUUACGGAUCUGAUCAGACUUUUUAAAAUUUUUGUUUCGAAUUUUGGAAUCCGUUGAUUUUGUUGAAUUCGAUGCCACAGAUUUCGUGAUUGAUGUUGUUUGGAUUUCAUCUGAGCUGCAUUUGAUCCAUUUUGUUCGAGUUAGGUAGGAUGAAUGCGUGAUUCGGUUUUCAGCAUUACGAGGAUCGGAUCGGGGAGGGAACGUGCCGUCUCGUUGCUUAAUGCCGAGCUUUGAUUGCCAUUUGUGUGUAUAGCUGGUUCGAUUACGUUUAUUUGAUCGGUUUUUGACCGGGACAUUUGGCAGUUUUCGUGUUCAUUCCGAUUUGGAUUUUGGAGGGAAGGUUACGCAUCUGACUUUGAAUUUUUUUAGUCUUUAAAUUUGUAUAAUGGAUCCGUUAUCGGCGAUCAGUGAAGAGCUAGCAGAGAUCGACGGACAAAUCGCCGACGUUUUUCGCGCACUAUCAACUGGGUUCCAGAAAUUGGACAAGAUUAAAGAUGUUAAUAGGCAGAGCCGGCAGUUGGAGGAGCUUACGGGGAAGAUGCGGGAGUGCAAGAGGCUUAUCAAGGAGUUUGACAGAGAAGUGAAGAAUAUGGAAAUUAGAAAUGAUCCUGACACCAACAAAAUGCUGAAUGAGAAAAAACAAUCAAUGGUCAAAGAGUUGAAUUCGUAUGUUGCCCUUAAGAAGCAGCAUGCAGCUAAUCUCGAAAGCAACAAGCGAGUUGAUCUCUUUGAUCAAGGACCUAAUGAAGGAUUUGCAGAAGAAAAUGUGUUGCUGGCUUCAUCUAUGACAAAUCAACAGUUAAUCGAUAAUGGAAACAGGAUGAUGGAUGAAACCGAUCAAGCAAUUGACAGAGCAAAAAAGGUUGUGCACGAGACAAUUGAUGUUGGAACAGAGACAGCGGCAGCUCUGAAGGCACAGACAGAACAAAUGAGUAGAAUUGUUAAUGAGCUGGACUCUAUCCACUUCUCAAUGAAGAAAGCUUCGAAACUAGUAAAGGAAAUUGGUAGGCAGGUUGCAACUGACAAGUGCAUUAUGGCAUUGCUAUUCCUUAUUGUCAUUGGAGUUAUAGCCAUUAUUAUUGUGAAGCUUGUAAACCCGAACAACAAGGGCAUUAGGGAUAUUCCAGGAUUAGCCCCACCUGUGAUGAAUCGAAGAUUACUCUGGAAUGCUAAUUAAAGAGCAAGGACGUGGACCAUCUCACAAGGUUUCAGGAUGGUCAGAAAUCUAAGUUGAUCACAUGGUACCCUGUGUUACAGCGCCAAGUCUGUUCAGCGGAUUAACUCAAUUUUUCAGAAGAGCAGCUCGGGUGGCUUUACUAAGUCUAUUGAAUAUAUUCUUUUAACAACUUUUGUAUGGUUAAUUCUGUUUCCUUGACUAAGAGAUCAACCCACUUUAAGUUGGGAAAAUAGAGUGUGUUAGGUUCAUCUCGUGUAAUUAAUUACAUUAAACGUUUAUUAUUAUUUUCAGGCUGAAAUUUGAUGGAAAUUGAUUACUUUUAUUUGCC
Messenger RNA from Tripterygium wilfordii, 1820 nucleotides. Its product is annotated as novel plant SNARE 11-like. Lineage: Eukaryota; Viridiplantae; Streptophyta; Magnoliopsida; Celastrales; Celastraceae. Gene Ontology annotation, biological process: vesicle fusion; retrograde vesicle-mediated transport, Golgi to endoplasmic reticulum. The coding region runs from base 701 to 1492 and encodes 263 amino acids. The record is from RefSeq and is a predicted model, not a curated record. The transcript has 10 exons. Gene Ontology annotation, molecular function: SNAP receptor activity; SNARE binding. Gene Ontology annotation, cellular component: endoplasmic reticulum membrane; Golgi apparatus; ER to Golgi transport vesicle membrane.